AUGGCCCUCCUGCUCUGCGCUGUCCUCUUCUGCAUUCCGUUUGUUCGCGCUUCACUCCCAGGUCUCAACGAUACCCAUAUCCUUACACUCGAUGCCAGUGACUGUCCAUCCUGCAACACCAGGACCUUGUGGGAUAUUAUCUCGAGUUGUGGCUUAACUUUGUUUGCAAGCACAUGGACUGCCAUCCAUCUGGACAUUCCGGAUAAGGAUGAGAGUAUACUUGAUACUGUCUUUCGUCGUCUAGUCCUCAUGCUUACGGCGUUUCUGGCCCCUGAAUUCGUGGUCGCCUGGGCCGCAUGGCAGUUUUUACAUGCUCGCCAAGUUGCGAAAGCCUUCAAUGAAAAAUUCAGUUUGAAGCGAGCCCAGCCCUGCGGCUACUGGCGCGCCAUAUGGCAGAAGCUGGUAAAUAUGUUAAUUGGUGGAAGCAAAAGUUUAGAGGAUGGAUGGACAGAGACGCACGGGUUCUUUGCCUGGAUGGGUGGAUUCAUGCUCUAUGUCGAUGGUCGGCCACGAGGCACUCUUACACCCGAUGAACUCAUGCAGUUUGUUGAUGAUAAACUCGUGGAGAUGCCUGCCAUCACGGAGGCAGAGAUAAAAGAUCGAAGCAAGAGCGAUCUGCUAUCCAAAUGGGUCGCCAUUCUUCAGCUGGUGUGGUUCGUCAUCCAACUCAUCGCCCGUUACAUCCAGAAGCUCCCGGUAACACUACUUGAAAUCGACACCCUGGGUGUAGCUGCUAUGACCUGCAUUUCUUAUGGCUUGUGGUUGGAUAAGCCGAAGGACGUACGACUUCCUUAUAUUGUUCAUUGGAAGGAUCCAACUACUCCACUACCUGACAGCUUAGACAGCGAUCUGAUGGCCCUGACUCGGGAAAAGAUCACAAUCAUCAUUGGGUGCACCAGUGGGAUGACACGCAGAGCAGAUAUUGUGGCGUGUGGAUUCCAUUGGGAUACCAUAUACAUUUUUGGGGAUUUUGAGCUCUUUUCAGAUACCUACGAUUUCAAAUUCUCUGGAAAGGCUUUUGCGGUUGGAAUUGAUCAACAGACAGACAUCGGAAAUCCUGCCACCGGAGUUGGUCGAUGGACAGACAUCAGAAAUCCUGCCACUGGAUUUUGUCGAUGGACAGACAUCGGAAAGGCUGCCACCUGGAGUCGGUCGGCAGACAGACAUCGGACUCGGAAGGACCACUAUCGCGGUUUAUUGAUGUCCAGAGAGUGAUAUUGCGCGUACUCAUACGCAGUUUGCCAUAUAUUACAAUUGCAACAUGUGUCAUGAUCUAUUACCUUCCUGCACGUAUUUCAAUAAUUGUACUUAUGUUCCUGAGCUUACGAUCACUUCCUCCUGGCGCAUACGAUACAAUAGCUUGGAC
Molecule: messenger RNA, 1366 nt
Organism: Suillus subalutaceus
Lineage: Eukaryota; Fungi; Basidiomycota; Agaricomycetes; Boletales; Suillaceae
Exons: 4
Coding region: 1-1215 (404 amino acids)
Source: RefSeq, a predicted model, not a curated record